AGAUGCUCCAAAAUGUAUCAGUAAAAAACUGUGAUGUUAUUUGUUUUCAAAAAGGGAAACUAGUGAGAAUCUGAGUGAUGCAGCAGAGAUGAAACUUGAGGCAUGUCUAAUCCUAAUGCUGAACGCGAUGGCGUUGGGCAUGCGUCGCGGACCGCAUCACCCUCAUGGGCAGACCCCGGUUGACCACAAGCACCAUCACUACAAGCCACGAGGCUCGGAGUCACUAACUGGAGACGUGCAGCUAUUGCAUGAUACCAAACACAUUGAAGAAGAUGCACAAGUACUAACAGCAGAAGCGCUAUCACAGAUGACACCAGAAGAAUUAGAGUUCCAUUACUUUUCAGCUCACGAUUUUGAUAAAAAUUCCAUGUUGGAUGGAUUGGAAUUGCUAAAGGCUGUUUAUCAUACUAUUGAACAUGAAGCCCCAGAUCCAGAUGCAGAUUCAUCUAUUGAACCAGAAGCUAAUGAUCUUGAUGCUUACAUAGCUCUAGUGGAUCGAACAUUAGAAUCAGAUGAUAAAGAUGGUGAUGGAUAUGUAUCUUAUGCAGAAUAUAGAGCAGCAAGAGCCAAUAAUCCAUCAGAAAGAACUCCUCGAGUUCUUGCAGCACCUUAAACUAACAAAUCAGGAUUGUGAUAUAAAGCAUGGAUGAACCCAUUUUUGUAAAGGAAGCAACAACGAAUAGUUUUAAGAAAAUUUUACUAAGAAUAAUAGACCUAUUUGGAAAUGUAAUGAUUGCAGACUGAUUUGGGCUAAUUUGUGUACUUGAUUAUGCUGUUGCUAAAUGAUCCGUAUGAGUAAAAUAAUACGACAGUUAAUUCUGUACAUAGUUUAAUUGAUUAGAA
Molecule: messenger RNA, 843 nt
Organism: Spodoptera litura
Lineage: Eukaryota; Metazoa; Arthropoda; Insecta; Lepidoptera; Noctuidae
Product: multiple coagulation factor deficiency protein 2 homolog
Molecular function (GO): calcium ion binding
Source: RefSeq, a predicted model, not a curated record